This is a messenger RNA of Fulvia fulva, 1773 nucleotides long. Its product is annotated as E3 ubiquitin-protein ligase DMA1. The record is from RefSeq and is a predicted model, not a curated record. Bases 1 to 1773 code for a protein of 590 amino acids. Gene Ontology annotation, biological process: protein ubiquitination; mitotic spindle assembly checkpoint signaling; negative regulation of septation initiation signaling. NCBI's taxonomy places the organism in Eukaryota, Fungi, Ascomycota, Dothideomycetes, Mycosphaerellales, Mycosphaerellaceae. Gene Ontology annotation, molecular function: ubiquitin protein ligase activity; protein binding. The transcript is spliced from 2 exons. Gene Ontology annotation, cellular component: cytosol; ubiquitin ligase complex; cell division site.
AUGGUUGCAUACACCCUGCCUAUAACCACUCACGGCUUCACUUCGCCUCCAAGAAUGCAAAUACAAUCCGCUAGCUCGACCGCUUCCUUGAAUUCUUCGAAUGCUACACCGGCCUCUCCCACACGACCCAGUCGCCUGCGCGGCCUUUCAUAUCUUCGUUCCUACACCCGCGAUCACUUGCACUCUUACUCGACGCCGCGUAGUGAAGCGCCCCCGUUGAUUCGUUCUACGUCCUCACCUGGCGCCACCAGUCCGAACACAUCUCCACGACCUCAGCAUACCAAUACUUUCGAGCGGGGUAGCGGGAGUGCCAUCCAGAGUGGGGAGAACGGCUGGAUUCCAGCGAUUCAAGGAAGAAGAGAAGCGGCCCCAACAACAUCAACAUCGACAGACACCGCGGCACCAGAGCGCAGUAGCAUGGCCAUGACUAGAAAUCGCGGACCUGCGCCCACGCCUACAUCGACUGCGCAAGCAGCUGCCAGUAAUCACCCAGCCCUUCGAAGACCGUCGGCGUUCGAGACCGCAUCGACUGCUGAUACAUCGUCUGCCGCCGCUGGCAGUAAAGAUCAGCACCCCGUCAUUCGAUUCAUUCCCCACAUUGAGACCCGGUCUUCUAGGCCAUCAUUACGAUUCGAUGCGCUAUCGCGGACUCUGAAAACACCCGGGAGCGUGGUGCGCGUUGGGCGGUACAGCGAAAGAGACAACAACCCUACCAAUGCGGACAACGGCCUGCCGGUAGGAUUCAAAUCGAAAGUCGUAAGCAGGAGACACUGUGAGUUUUGGUGCACAGACGGACAGUGGUACAUCAAGGACGUGAAAUCGAGCUCUGGCACCUUCCUAAAUCACGUACGACUAUCAAGCCCAGGAUUAGAAAGCCGUCCCUACCCAGUGAACGAUGGAGACAUAGUCCAGCUCGGAAUCGACUUCAAGGGCGGAGAGGAGGUCAUCUUUCGCUGCGUCAAGAUCCGGGUGGAGUGCAAUCGUGGCUGGCAGAAGAGCUUGAACACCUUCAACACCACGGCACACAAGCGGUUGUUUAAGAGCGCCUUGAAGGCAAAGAACAGAGACUCAGACGCGGGGAGCGUGAACAGCUCGGAGUGCUCCAUCUGCUUGAACCCAGUGGCUCCCUGUCAGGCGCUAUUCGUGGCGCCCUGCAGUCACGUCUGGCACUUCAAAUGCGUGCGAGGUCUGAUUAACAGUCAGCACUAUCCGAACUUCUCGUGUCCGAACUGCAGGUUUGUGGCAGAUCUGGAGGCAGACGUGGAACAACCAGACGAAGGCGACUACGAAACGGACGAAGCUGAAGAACAGCCCGAUGUGCUGCCAGCAGGAGACGACAUCGAUCGUGGCACGCCAGACAGAGACUCCGGACAUGGUCAAAGCGACGACAGCUACGAGCACGUCGCACGAAUAUCUUCAGCCCCACGACUUGGUAGUAUGUCUCGACAGCAAGAAGUUGACGAUGACCUUGCGAGGCUUGUGAAUGAAGCCUCAUUACGAACACCAUCUCCACAGCAGGAACACUCUUCGGACUCUGCAGAUGCGGGCCCUUCUGCGACAUCGCGGCCGAUUAGGAUCGGACAACCAAUGUCAGCGACACGUUAUGCGAGCGGUCCCUCAGGAGCCCGGUCUGUGACACCGACUUCGCAUGCACCGUUUGCUCUAUCAGCUGGCCCGAUCGUCGAUGGGCCGAUGACUCCGAGGAAUGAUGUGGGACCUUUCGUGUUGAAUGGCGAUCGACUAGCAGAGGACGGCGAAGGAAGUACGAGGUAG